UCCAAGAUGAUUCGCUCCAUAUUUCCGCAAAAUGAAACUCUCCUUCGCAUUUGGGGCCGUUUGCGAGAAACCAAGGUGCUGAGCAAGGCUUGCUCUGGUUAUAUAGGGCUCAUGACUUCUAUACCAGAGGGUCCAUUCCAAACAUCUGCAUUCCUGCCUUCUGGUAUGUCAAGAAUGUUGCCUCAGCUCUGCUCUCUCGUAAGUUUUACACUUGUGGGCAUUUCUUCAUGUGCCACAAUUCCGCGGGCCGUACCCUCCUCAUUCGAAUUGCGGCCGAAUGAACUUGUUAAUGCUACUCUCGGCCCCUAUGGAUCCGGCGGACGAGGCCGCACGGGGAGUACUUCAGCAACGUCCUUUGUCGAGCUUCAACUGAAUCUCUGCAACUCCGGUCUUGCAAACUGCUAUGCCGACGGCGACUCUAUCUCAGAGGGUGCGGAGUUGAUAUAUCAAACUGGCCAAUCCUAUCUGGCUGAAGCAUGGCCAACUGAUUACACCUACUCAGUCUUCAUGCCGGCCUUCGAUAAACGCACGUCAGCUCCAUAUAAGUGCAAGAACGGAUUCCAGUACGGCAGCGCAGUCUUGGGGAGAGUCGCCGCAUCUACCUGGGAUGGUAUAACCGCGUACGGAGGACCGUAUCAAACCCAUGAUUCAGGGAAUGAGCAACGUAUCUUCGUGUGCGCGGCGGCCAAGGGCGACCACUUUGCAUGCACUACUCAUUUGUCGGCCUCAUCAAAGUCGGUGGCCCUAACUCAGUGCAAGGCAUUGCUCUUCGAUGCGGUUCCGUAUUUGAAGAGCCAAAGCGGCUCUACUGCGAGGACUGUGGUUGCUGGCGACUUGAAUCUGAAGUAUGACUCGGGUUCGGCGGAGAAUGUCCAGACCUGCGUGCCCAACGGGUGGACAAGGAAAGGAGAUGGAGACGUCCAGCAUACGAUGUUUACAAAUGACUUCAAGUUUGGAAGCACAAAGAAGUAUGGAUUGACGUAUACGGAUCAUGAUGGAUGGCUGGUGAAGCUGACGACGUCUUGAAGUUGAGGAAUGAGGUGGUGAAUAGUUUGCGCUACCCUAGAUUCCUAAUAGCAAGAUGCGUUGGGACAUAUCGACUGCACGGUAUUUAGAAAUGCGAACUGAAGAAAUGUGCCAUCAAAUCCAUGAGAUUUAGA
This is a messenger RNA of Westerdykella ornata, 1160 nucleotides long. RefSeq lists its product as uncharacterized. NCBI's taxonomy places the organism in Eukaryota, Fungi, Ascomycota, Dothideomycetes, Pleosporales, Sporormiaceae. The record is from RefSeq and is a predicted model, not a curated record. Bases 7 to 1026 code for a protein of 339 amino acids. The transcript is spliced from 2 exons.